AUGAACAACCGAACAUCGAGCUCAACAAACACGCAAAAGACUAAUUACGCACAAGUAGCUGCUGCGCAGCAAAAAUCGAAACAACAAACCGCUGCCACUACACCUUCAAAUAAUUCUACUUCAUCCGUUAACGGAAAAUCUUCUACCUCACAUCAAAAGACACAGCCACCACACAACUCGGUAAUUGGCAACGGUAACGCUAACACUAACGCUGGGCGAUCUGCGUCAACGAUCAAAGCUACUCAACAAAAAAAUCCAGUACAAUUACCAACGAAGGGGCAACCUCGAGAAAAUAAUGGCAUUACAAUUCAAUUUGGAUCAUUAAAUCAGCCCUCUGCACCCUCUUUAUCUACCUCUCCGGUAAAUAAUCCUAUUUCUGUAAGUAGUGGAGGUGCUCUUCCUCAGAUAGUCCCAAAACUCAACACGAAGUUUGGAUCAGUAGCUGUUCGAGGUGCUUCCGAAGAAUUGGUACAACCAACGCCGACACCACCAGCUGUUGUUCCUAGUGGCCCUGGUGCUUUUACUGCUACUACUACUACACCAAGGCCCGUAGCUGCACGUAUAAAUGAAAUUCCUCGAACUCAAUCUGCUCCUCCGCAACUUAAUCUCCAAGAUUCAAAUAAUGUAAAAAGCGUAGGUCAACCUUCAGGUCAUCAGUCGUCUAAUAUAACGUCUCGUACUCAACCAGAUUCUGUGUCUUCAACAGUAUCAUCCAACGACGGUCAACAGAACCAACAUUUUCACCCACACCAACCCCAAUCACAUCAUACUAACCAUAAUCAUACAAAUCAGCACGCUCAUUCGAGUUAUGGAUCUCAUCAUCCUCAUGGUCGGCCACACCCACAUCAUAAACCCGGGGGAAUGCCCGGGUCUGGACAAGGUGUACCUGUUCAAUAUCAAAGGCCAAGAGAUAGUAAAACUGGUUUAACUGGACCUGCUCAACCUUCUCCUACAAUAAGUCCUGCUCAGCCGACAGUUCCGCCACAAAGCGCGAUGUUAAAUGGACCACAACCAACAAUACCGAUGAACGUGUGGCAGUAUCGUGGUCUACCGCCGCAACCACCAUACUAUCCAUAUACUUUUCCAAUACCAUUGCCUCAAUCUUAUGUACCUGUUCGACCUAAUAUGCCACAACAUCACAUACCGCAACAAACACCUGUUUCCCAGUUUACAGCACCAUCUGGUGCAAAAAGUCGUGCCAUUCCAAUAAUAAAUCCCGCAGAUAAUACUGCCGUAGUUGUACCAACACAACCAUCAUCUACAGUCCCAAGUGUAAAGAAAGAUGAAAUACCUAUUGCCACGGCUAAUGAUAAAAAACUCGACGAUGUGGAUAAAGAGAAGGAAAAUCAACUUCCUGAUGAUAAAAAAGAUUCUAAAGCUAUUAAGAUUGUUAACCCAGCUGAAAAAGUUAAAAUAGAGCGAGAAAAAAAGGAAAAAGAAGAAAGAGAACAACGUGAACGUGAAGAAAAGGAACGCAUGGAACGAGAAGAAAGAGAGCGGAAAGAAAAGGAAGAAAUGGAACUGCGUGAACGAGAGGAGAAAGAACGUGAAGAGCGAAUACGUAAAGAGCAGGAAGAAAAGGAACGUCAGGAACGCGAAGAAAAGGAACGAAGAGAACGAGAAGAAAAAGAGCGCGUAGAGAAAGAACGUAAAGAACGCGAAGAAAAAGAACGAAGAGAACGUGAAGAGAAAGAACGUAAAGAACGUGAAGAGAAAGAACGUAAAGAGCGUGAGGAGAAAGAACGCAUAGAGCGUGAGGAAAAAGAACGCAUAGAGCGUGAGGAAAAAGAACGCAAAGAGCGUGAGGAAAAGGAACGCAAAGAACGUGAGGAAAAAGAACGAAAAGAACGUGAGGAGAGAGAGCGUAAAGAGCAAGAGGAACGAGAAAGAAAAGAGCGUGAGGAAAAGGAACGUAAAGAACGAGAAGAAAUAGAAAAGAAAAAGAAAGAAGAAAAAGAGAGAGAAGAAAAAGAGCGGGAAGAAAAAGAACGACGAGAGCAAGAACGUAUAAAACGGGAGAAAGAGGAUCGUGAAAAGAGAGAAUGCGAGGAACAAGAACGCAUUGAGAAAGAACUCAAAGAACAAGAUGAGAUUGAAAAGAAAAAGGAAGAAGAAAAAGUUAAUGCAGAUAAUGAAGAAUCUGAAAAAAAAACGGAAGCGGAGUUAGCAGAUAAAAAAGAUCCAAAAAAAGAAGAAAAAAAAUUUGGCAAAGGAAAUCGACCUGGACCGUUGGAUUUAUCUCGCACGACUUCUGCGCCUGCUGGUCCACUUAGCAGUGCUCGCUUAAUUGAUGAUCUAAAUUCCGUGCAAUAUCCACCAAAUAUAAAAUCACCUAAUCCUAAUUUGAACGCCAAUGCUGUUCCUGGAAAAUAUAAAUAUGAUCGUACCUUUUUAAUGCAAUUCAUGAAUGUCUGUAAAGAAAAGCCAGAAAACUUACCAGCACUCGAUGCUAUUGGUAUGGAUGAACCCAAAGAUGAUAAAAAAGGUGCUCGAAAUAAUCCUUCACGUUUAGGCUCACGUCCACCUUCACAACAUGCUAAAAGCAGCCCAAGCCAGACAUCACAAUUUCAACAACAAAUGGGUGAAUUUAAGUCUACACCAAAGAACAAUGAAGACCGAUUUAUGAUGCAAUCUUCGACGAAUUCUGUUAGAGCAAGUUUAGGUUCAAAUAGCUUUGGAAGAUCGCUUGCUCGUACUGGAAGUGGAAGUGCGUUAUUGCCUACACCCUCGUCAAUGGGAGUAGGUGCUAGCCCUCCAAGUCCAGGACGAGGUAGUAGACGUGAGAAUGGUAAACGUAAUAGCAGAGCCGGCCCACUAAAUCACGCCGGGGGACAAGACGCAGUGACACCUCUUGAGCCUACAGAAGGCCGAUGGGUUCCUGGCAUGAUAAAUCCUAUGCAUAAAGGAUCAGAUGAUGUUAUUCCAGUUGAAGUGAUUCAACGUAAAGUGAAAGCUCUUCUGAACAAAUUGACAUUAGAAAAAUUCGAUAGUAUAUCAGAUCAAAUUAUUAAUUUUGCAAAUAAAUCAAUAUAUGAAAGAGAUGGCCGCAUGCUUAAAGAGGUUAUUCGACUUACCUUUGAGAAGUCUUGUGAUGAGCCAAACUUUAGUCAAAUGUAUGCACAGCUUUGUCGUAAAAUGAUGGAAAGAGUUGAUGUUGAAAUAGUGGAUGAGAAUGUUACAAACUCUGAUGGUAAAUUCGUUCAAGGAGGUACGUUGUUCAGGAAAUAUCUACUAAAUAGAUGCCAAGAAGAUUUUGAAAAAGGCUGGAAGGUGAAUGUUCCAGUUCCUUCUAAUGAGAAAGGUGAGCCUGACCUUAUGUCAGAUGAAUACUAUACUGCGGCUAAAGCAAAAAGACAUGGCCUUGGUUUAAUACGCUUUAUUGGUGAACUAUUUAAGUUGAAUAUGCUUACUGAGCGUAUCAUGCACGAGUGUGUUAAAAAAUUGUUAACAGUUCAUGGAGUUCCUGAAGAGGAGGAAAUGGAAAGCUUGUGCAAACUCAUGACGACAGUAGGACAACAACUUGACCAUGCAAAGGCGAAAACACACAUGGAUACCUACUUCGGUCGUAUGGAGGAAAUGUCCAAAAAUAUGAAGUUGUCCAGCCGUAUUAGGUUCAUGAUUAUGGAUGUUAUUGAUCUUCGGAACAAUAAUUGGGUACCGAGACGCGAUAACAAUGCACCUAAAACUAUAGCUGAAAUUCAUGAAGAUGCUGCAAAGCAAAAAGAAGAGGCAGAAAUUUUAAGACGAGCUGCAAGUUCAGGUGGACGAGGAAUGCCUAAAAUGGCAGAUCAAAUAUCACGUGGCGGUUCUGGUCGCCGCGACAAAAAUAUGUCGUCUCAUGGCUCAGGUGGACAGUCAGUAAGCUCUGAUGGCUGGAGUAUGGUCGGAGGUACAUCAUCAACUUCGCGGCAAACUGGAGAUCUAUCUAAAUUUGGUUCAGUAUCUCGUAGUAAGGUUGCUUCUGGUCAUGUCAGUUUAGCACCGGGUGGUUCUGCUUUCGCUAGUUUAGGCGGAGGUGCAAAGGGUUGGAAAACUGAAAGCAAGGAGCGUAAAGAUAAAACUGAAAGCAUGAGUCGUACCAAUUCAACGUCUAAUACGUAUGGUAUCUUGGCUCAUUCUGAAAGUACAGAGACACGCAAAGUUGAUAGUUCAUCUUCUAGCGAAUCGGCGAAAGUUUUCACAUCCACUCCUGAACGAAAAAAAAUUAUUCUAGCGCCAAGAUCAGCGUCAUUACCAUUAUCAUCAGAAAAUCCUUCCGCACCUAAAACAAUUAUGACAAAGUCUUCAAUAUCAAUGUCUGAUGAAGUUGCUGAAAGAAAAAUUAUUAGUACAGUUGAAGAAUACUUUAAUAUAGGAGAUAUAAACGAGGUAAUAUUAUGCAUUAAGGAACUGCCCAAAGAUUUUUACUCUAAGGCAAUUGAGGUAUUCUCAAAUAAGGCGCUUGAAAAGAAGCAAGAAGAUGUAGAUAAAGUCAUAAGAUUAUUUAACAAAUUUAUAAUCGAUAAUAUUGUUGAUAAACCAGUCUUUAUGAGAGGUUUUACUGCUACUGUAGAAUUUCUAAUAGAUAUUGGUGCUGAUGCACCCAAAUCUUACACGUUUACUGGACAAUUGUUUAAUGGUGCAAAUCUAGACCUUAAAGAUGUAUCAGAUUUGCUUAAACCCCUAUCAGAUAUAGAUGAUAAAGGUUUAGAAAAAGUAAUGGCUGGAUAUUUAACAUUAUUAAAGGCUGACACGAGCGAACAAAUUAUUGCACGGAAGGUAAAAGAAAGUGGGUUUGAUUUUAAAUCGAUAUUCCCUAAAAAGUCGGUUAACGAUAUAAAUAAAUUUCUUGAAGAUCUUGGACUUGGAUCGUUAAAAAAAUAA
This is a messenger RNA of Cetraspora pellucida, 4863 nucleotides long. The record is from the annotation of a GenBank genome assembly. NCBI's taxonomy places the organism in Eukaryota, Fungi, Glomeromycota, Glomeromycetes, Diversisporales, Gigasporaceae.